Lottia gigantea (owl limpet) is the source of this 651-nucleotide messenger RNA. RefSeq lists its product as hypothetical. The transcript has 5 exons. The record is from RefSeq and is a predicted model, not a curated record. Gene Ontology annotation, cellular component: membrane. NCBI's taxonomy places the organism in Eukaryota, Metazoa, Mollusca, Gastropoda, Lottiidae. The coding region runs from base 22 to 591 and encodes 189 amino acids.
AUAAAAAGGAGGCGUGUCAAGAUGUCAAACCCUACAGAUGACAGUCCAGAUCCAGUUAAAGUCGACACCCCUACCCCUGGUAGUGAAACUAUUGAAAUUUUUGGAAUAAAAUUAGACUUCAGUUACAUGAAGAGCAUACCUGGUAUGCUACGGGUUGGAGAAAUUUUUUUAACCCUAAUAGCUUUCAGUUGUGUUGCAGCGUCUCGAAAUUAUUAUUGUGAUUAUAAGUAUGCAUCUGGUUAUAACUAUUUCGAAUUUGUAUCUAUAUCAGCUUUUAUAUCAACACUUAUCAUCUAUAUAAUGUACAUAGUGGAUCUACACAACAAAUUUGUCUUCAAAUUCGUCCCUUGGAAACUUGCUGACUGUGUAUGGUGUGGCGUGUAUACUUUAUUCUUCUUCAUAGCUUCGUGUGUUUUAGCUUCAAAUGGUUGUAGCCAAGGUGGCAACAAAGCUGGAGCGGCAUUUGGUUUCUUCUCAACAAUAGCUAUAGGUGCUGAUGGAUUUUUAGCCUUUUGGGAAUUAAGAGCUGAACGCAUGUGUACAACAACUCAUAGAUCACCAGCAACCAUUGACGUACCUGAACAAUAUUAACUCAUAUAUUAUUAUUUACCAUUAUUAUCAUCACAGCACAGUAUUAAAGUUUGGAAAGUC